Cuscuta campestris is the source of this 1396-nucleotide messenger RNA. NCBI's taxonomy places the organism in Eukaryota, Viridiplantae, Streptophyta, Magnoliopsida, Solanales, Convolvulaceae. The record is from the annotation of a GenBank genome assembly.
AACGGUUCUCAUUUAGCCCAUCCCCUAUCUCGACCACCAUUGGAUUGGGAAUUGGGACUUGGGAGAGAACACCAAACACGAUUUCGAGGUUGAAUCACAAGCUUUUCACGAACUCCUCUCCCCAGAGCUGAAAGCUUAAAUCUUGAAUUGCAUAAAUGGCCACUUCAUCCAUUUUAAUCUCAACCCAAUUCCUUCAUCUACCCAAGCAGGGAACACGACUGUUCCUUCCUUCUUCAUCCUCCAGGACUCAUGGAUUCGCCAAGAGAGAAAUACGCGUACACCACCUGCAGAAUCAGAGGAAAUUUCCGCUGUUAUCAGUGGCUGCGGUGGGUGAAACGCCGGUGGAGGCGGAGAGUGCGGCGGGGGAGGAUUCGGCGGAAUUCGAACUGUCCAAACAGAAGAUUUCGUCUUGGGUUUAUUUCUCUGUAGUUCUUGCCGCUGUUCUCUAUGCCCUCAACUUCAUCUGGAUUGAUAAUUCCACUGGCUUAGGCAAAAGCUUCGUGGAUGCUGUUUCCAGUCUCUCAGACAGUCAUGAGAUUGUAAUGUUCGCCCUUACUCUAAUUUUUGCAAUAGCACACAGUGGCCUUGCCAGUUUUAGAGACCAGGGGGAGAGACUCAUAGGAGAGCGAGCAUUCCGCGUAUUAUUUGCUGGAAUAUCUCUUCCAUUGGCUGUUAGCACAGUUGUGUAUUUUAUAAAUCACCGAUAUGAUGGGGUGCAGUUAUGGCAAGUGCAGAGCUUUCCCGGGGUGCAUCAGCUUGUUUGGUGUUCUAAUUUCGUUUCUUUCUUCUUCCUCUACCCAUCAACAUUUAAUCUGUUAGAGGUUGCAGCUGUAGAUAGACCAAAGAUGCAUCUUUGGGAAACUGGGAUCAUCAGAAUUACUAGGCACCCCCAGAUGGUUGGGCAGGUGAUAUGGUGCCUGGCCCACACGCUAUGGAUCGGGAACUCUGUCACUGUAGCAGCGUCCUUGGGUUUGAUAGGCCACCAUCUUUUCGGGGUGUGGAAUGGGGACCGCAGGCUGGCGUUGCGAUAUGGGGACGGUGCAUUCGAAGCCCUGAAGAAGCGGACGAGUGUCAUCCCGUUUUUAGCCAUUCUGGAUGGUCGCCAGAAGUUACCGAAAGAUUAUUACAGGGAGUUCAUGAGAUUGCCAUACUUGUCCUUAACAAUAUUGACAUUAGGUGCCUACUUUGCUCACCCACUUAUGCAGGCUGCAAGCUUCCACCUUCACUGGUAGUGUUAGCUCAUAUACAGCCCCCCCCCCCCCNCCCAAUGGUGGCAUGAUAAGGUUUAUACAACUUAAUAAUACAAUCCAUCUUGUUGUAAUCGUCACACAAAUACCACGUAUAAAGCUCGAAAUUUGGCUCCUUAAAGUCUUUAAAAUGAACUUGAUUAUGGGCA